Messenger RNA from Poecilia reticulata (guppy), 1922 nucleotides. RefSeq names its product protein eva-1 homolog A-like. NCBI's taxonomy places the organism in Eukaryota, Metazoa, Chordata, Actinopteri, Cyprinodontiformes, Poeciliidae. The record is from RefSeq and is a predicted model, not a curated record.
GCCUGUAAGUGAGAGGAAGAAAAGGAUGCAGAGGUUUGGCAGCGAGGGAGGAGGGAGAUUCACUCGACCUGUCCGGGUCUUUCAUGUCACAUUUCUGCCCUCGAGAUCUGACCUCUGUAACUCUGUCUGAAAAAUAACCUGGAAAAACUAAAAUGGACUAAUGGAAAACUGCCCUCUGGAAAAGAGUCGGAGCAACGCACCUCCUCUUCCUCCUGCUCCUCCUCCUCCUCUUCCUGCUGCUGCAUCAGACGGGAGAACUGAAGAGAAGAAUGAAAGACGUUUUUAAUUUGCUCCUGCAGAACUCAGGGAAAGACGCUGGAGCUUGUGUGCCAAAGUGAAGGCUUUAUGUGGAUUUAUGCAUCUAAUUGUACAGUUUGAACCGUUUUAGUUUCUGUUUAAGGGGAAAGAGCAAAUAGUGGAGGGAGACGGGAGGAGGAGCAGUGAGAUGAGAUGACUACAAAGGACAGGAGUAAAGAGGAGAGUUGAAGAAGAGAAAGCAGACGACUGGCCUCUGGAUUAUUAAACUGAGGAGAGAUGAGGCUCUGAUCCAACUUCUCCAGGAACUUAUACUGAUCUCAUCUCAGCCACAAUAUGAGCACUCCAACACCCGGCAGCCCAGACACGCAGGUGAAGAUGGGGUCCCAGGAGAUGGCGAUGCUGAGCAACCUUUUGGCUGCUUACACUUUCAUUGCAGACCAACCUGAGAGAACAGCUCUAGUGUUCCUCGGCGGUGUGUGUGUUGGUCUCCUGGUCACGCUGUGCGCCAUCGUCUUCCAGAUACACUGCCGAGCGGACUGCCACUAUGGCAACAGCAAUGACCUUCAGAAUCGCCAAAGGGUCAGACAUCACCGUCGCCAGCACCUCUGUGCCCGCCCUCAGCUCACAUCAGACGGUAACCCAGACAACACCGGUGCUGUGGUUGUGGCCUCUGGAGUGACUGGGAACACUGGGGACUGUGAGCAAGAGGACUGGGACGACACGUCUGACCUGUCGGCACGGCGACGCAGGCGUUUCGAGAGAGCUCUGCUGAACGCCACCAUGUUCACAUCUUCUGAGGAACUGGACCGGGCCCAGCGACUGGAGGAGCGGGAACGGGUUCUUCGAGAGAUCUGGAUGAAUGGACAACCAGACAUCAGCACAGUGACUCAAAGCCUCAACAGAUAUUACUGAUGGAAGACCAAAAAGACAGAUACAGACCGGGAGGAAAACAAAGUCAGAUGGAUGACUGGUGCAGAAAAAUGACCAUGAAACAGUUUCCACUGCAGCAGUGAUCCUCUGAUGUAAAACUGGUUUGUUUGGGGCUGAACAAGAAGAGAAGACAGAAACUGAUUUUUCAAAGACAGUUUAGCAACAAAACAAUUGUCUGUAGCUGAUAUUUAAUGGAUUCUGGUCUAUGUGACUGCUGCCAUUAAUUUACUGGGAUGUUUUCUCUUUUCUGUUUCUACCAGGCACUUCUCAGUAGAACAUGAAAAGGAGCAGAAGGGAAUAACAAUCUAGCGUCCAGAGCUUGAUUUUGUAGAAUAAUGUUGCACUUUUCUCAGCUGACCCUUUAUUGUUUGUGAACCUGCAAUAAUCAAAGUUUUGCAACUUAAUACUUUUAUAUUGAAGAGCAACUUCCUCUUCCAAGACGAUCAUGGAAACUAUGAAACAUGGUGGUAUAAAUACUGGUGCUUUUACUAUUGCACUUCAAUUUCAUCUCAUUGCACAAUGAAUGACAUCAGACAUGAGAAGCACUGAGGAUUAUCAGCUCUGUUGCAUCACUUUAUGACAAUCCUCAAUCUGAGUUAUUACAAAGAAUGACUAACUUAAUUUUAAUAUUUGAUUAAAUUUGUUUUGACAUACUGAUUAAACUGCUGUAUAAAAGACAAAGUGGUGGCUUUGCAGUUUUUUAAAAACACAAAGUGGACCCGUUAUGCAAAAUU